Molecule: messenger RNA, 696 nt
Organism: Lathyrus sativus (Indian pea)
Lineage: Eukaryota; Viridiplantae; Streptophyta; Magnoliopsida; Fabales; Fabaceae
Source: the annotation of a GenBank genome assembly
AUGUUGCUUCGCCGUUUGCCGUGGACGGCGGUUUCCGCUGCUGCACCAAUUCCACUACAUUCUUGCAUUAAAGUUUUCACUUCCAUUCCAAAGCAACUCUCCUUCUCCCCUUUAUCCUUCUGCUCCACCUCUGACCUCCAUCUCACUCACCAUCCAGACAAACAUGAACACGAACCGGAUAAUCGUCGCCCGCAGCAUCUGAAACCCGACCUUUAUCUCGUCGGAACACCGAUCGGAAAUCUUGAAGACAUCACAUUCAGGGCUCUUCGAGUGUUAAACUCAGCCGAUGUUAUACUAUCAGAAGACACAAGGCACUCUGGGAAAUUACUUCAUCACUACAACAUCAAAACACCCCUGAUGAGUUAUCACAAAUUCAAUGAAUCACAAAGGGAACAACUUGUGCUCAGAAGGUUGAAACAAGGUGAGAUUGUGGCACUUAUAAGUGACGCUAGAACGCCGAGUAUAAGUGAUCCUGGUAUGGAGUUGGUAAGUGUGCUGCUAUUACUGUGCUUGUUUAUUCUUAUCAUCACUUCUAUUCUAUUUUGUUUCAUAACUUUAUUCAUGGUGAUAACAAUGCAUGCCAAAUUAUGUGUUAGUGAAAAUGUUCUGGUCGUUCCAAUCCCAGGUCCUUGUGCUUUGGUAUCUACUCUUUCUGCCUCGAGUUUAUCCACAAAUGAAUUUACAUUUGGUAAUUAA